Messenger RNA from Alternaria rosae, 865 nucleotides. RefSeq lists its product as uncharacterized. The transcript has a single exon. NCBI's taxonomy places the organism in Eukaryota, Fungi, Ascomycota, Dothideomycetes, Pleosporales, Pleosporaceae. Bases 81 to 425 code for a protein of 114 amino acids. The record is from RefSeq and is a predicted model, not a curated record.
CGUGCCAUGAAGAGCGCGAAUCUGCCCAGUUACACGACACCCUGGCGCACACUCUACGAAGCUUUAAUGGCGUCAAGGAAAUGAUCCACGUCCCUGGUUUCCACAGCUCUCGACCAGCUCAGGAGCGACCCUCUUGUGGAGAGCUUCUAUGGACAGUGCUGCUGUAUAACGACCAUGAUUCAGAGGAUUUUGAAGACGAAAUGUGGAGUCGUCGGCGCAUGAUGCUCGAGCCAUAUCAAGGGCACUUCAAAUCCGCUGGCGCCAGAAUGUUUGAUUACGUUGUCGAUGCCGUUCUCCGCAAUCCCAAGCGCAAAGACAAACUGAAAGUUUAUAUCGAAACGCAUUCAAUCUACGCGCUGGCUAAUUUCGAUACAAGAGCGACACCGAUACCCGCUAGUCAACUCGGAGAUGUAAUUGAGAUAUAGUACGUUGGCCAUUACAUGUCAAUUCCGGAUGCCAUAGCCCUCGACUUAGUUGUUCUAAACAAUCAGAAGAUCAACAUAGCAACGCAUUACGCGGGUGUAACGCAUCUUUCUAUUAGCAGAGAUGAAUUGGGCGACCAGGGUUCGGUUCACAUAGGGCUCUUAGGCGGUCCAUCACACGCCCCCGACUGGUCGCGCCUGGACACGCUACACUUCGACGACACACGGCAGAACGAUCAGUCCGCUACUUUCAUUUGCCAGCAGAAGUGUAACCUCCAACUCCACAACGUCUACUAGGGCUGGAAUUCGAUCCAAAGCUUUUCCAAAGGCUCGUCACUCCGAGGUGUGAAGGCUACCGGUGUAUUUGCCAUCGGGGGAGUCAACGAGCAUUCCAGCUACGUUUGGAUCGUAGCAAGCGAUCAGGAGGAAGCAUUCGAGAUUGC